Mytilus californianus (California mussel) is the source of this 3436-nucleotide messenger RNA. Its product is annotated as poly [ADP-ribose] polymerase 2-like. Gene Ontology annotation, molecular function: zinc ion binding; NAD+ poly-ADP-ribosyltransferase activity. The transcript is spliced from 18 exons. Lineage: Eukaryota; Metazoa; Mollusca; Bivalvia; Mytilida; Mytilidae. The coding region runs from base 89 to 2311 and encodes 740 amino acids. The record is from RefSeq and is a predicted model, not a curated record.
UCUAUAAAUAGUUCAUCAAGCGUAAUCUUUCAAAACAGAAAUCCUACAGUCAUCAAAAAUAGAAAUUAAUAGAUUUAAACAAACUAAAAUGCCAAGGAGGAAGAAAACAGAUGCAACUGAAGAUGGUAGUGGAGAUUCGGUUCCAACAAAGAAAUCUAAACUUGGAUCACAGAUUGAUGGUGUAACAGUCCGAUGGGAAUGGGAAGGAGAUAAAUCUACCUGGACAAAGUACUCAGAUGAUAAAAAUGAAAAUAUUACUGAUGCUUUCAAUUCAAAGAAACCAUCUAUGAGCUUUGAUGUUGCUGGUGGUGCCAGUUUAGAGGUUGUCUUUGACAAAAUGGUACAGAAGAAUAGUAAGACUGGAUGGUCAAGAAGGGUCAGAUUAGCAGUUAAAGAUGAUAAGAGUGAUGAUUACUAUGUGUGGCAGUGGGAGGACGAGAAGGGUAAAUGGAAUCCAUACAAUGCUGAACAUUCCAUUGAAAUAGAGAAUGCCAGAAUUUCUGGGAAGGAUCUCAAUAUAGUGGCUAACCACAGAGCUUAUGAUAUAGACUUUGCUCAAAUGGAACAGGUUAAUACAGUCACCAAUGUAGCUCGUACUAUAGACAGAUGUCAAUCUGAUGCAGUUGAACCAAUAGAUUCACCAAAGAAAGUAGCACCUAAAAGAGUAUCAAGUAGAGGAGAUGCUGUGAAAGUGAAAGUAGAACCUGAGGAUGAACCUAUGACCUCAAAGUCAGCUGGUAAAGGCAAAGGGAAAGCUGCUAAAAGUGGAAGGAAGAAAGGAAAAUCUGGAGCUGAUGAAAAUGGCUCUGAAGGAAAGGAAAUGGUGAAGACAGUUGUCAUUAAAGGCAAAGCACCUGUAGAUUCAGAAUGUACUCAGAUGUUAGGCAAAGCGCAUGUAUUUUAUGAAGGAAAAGAUAUUUGGGAUUGUAUGCUUAACCAGACAAAUGUUGGGAACAACAACAACAAAUACUUUAUGAUACAGUUAUUAGAGGAAGACAGUAAGAAAUCGUACCAUGUUUGGUUUAGAUGGGGUCGUGUUGGUUAUAAAGGACAGAAUAACCUUGUUCCAUGUGGUAGUAAUAUAGAUCUGGCUAAGAAAACAUUCUGCAAAAAAUUUACAGAUAAAACAAAAAAUGACUGGGCCAAUCGAAGCAAGUUUGUUCACUCCCCUGGGAAAUAUGAUAUGUUAGCCAUGGAUUAUGGUGAAGAUAGCAAGGGAGAAGAUGUAGUAGAUACUGCUGUUACAAAAGAUAUUAAGUAUCCAGAUUCAAAGUUAGACAAAAGUCUACAGAACUUGAUAGAUUUGAUAUGUGAUGUAAAGUCUAUGGAAGAUGCUGUCAAAGAAAUGAAAUAUGAUGCUAAAAAGGCUCCAUUGGGGAAAUUAACAACUGAUCAAGUAAAAGCUGGUUAUGCAUCAUUGAAGAAGAUAGAAACUUGUAUAAACAAAGGCGAUUUUGGUCAACACUUGACACAAGCUUGUAAUGAAUUCUACACCAGAAUACCGCAUACUUUUGGUAUGUCACAACCACCAUUGAUUAGAUCAAAAGAAGAAGUGAAAGCUAAGAUUCAGUUACUUGAGGCAUUAAGUGAUAUUGAGAUUGCAAUCAAAGUACUGAAACAAGGAGAUAUGUCUGACAACCCAAUAGACAGACAUUAUAAAUCACUUAAUGUUGAUCUUGUACCUGUAGAAAAAUCAUCAGAUGAUUAUAAGAUGGUAAAUGAUUAUUUACUUAAUACACAUGCAUCAACUCAUAGUCAGUAUAAGAUGGAAAUAGUCAGUCUUUUUGAAAUGAAGAAACAUGGAGAAGAUAAAAAUUUCAAAGAUCUUGGAAACAGACAGUUAUUGUGGCAUGGUUCUAGACUGUCAAACUGGGUUGGAAUUCUUAGUCAAGGUUUACGUAUUGCUCCACCAGAAGCUCCUGUAACAGGAUACAUGUUUGGUAAAGGUGUAUACUUUGCUGAUAUGUCUAGCAAGAGUGCUAACUACUGCUUUGCUUCAAGAUCUAAAAAUAUUGGUUGUAUUUUAUUGAGUGAGGUUUCGUUGGGCAAAACAAAUGAUUUGUUAGCAGCAGAUUAUAAGGCAGAUAAAUUACCUACAGGAAAACACAGCGUAAGAGGAUUAGGCUCUAUUGGUCCAGACCCUUCAAAGACAAAAACUUUGUCAUGUGGUACUGCUGUACCACUUGGUAAACCAGUUGACACAGGUGUAAAGAACCCAGCAGGAUAUACUCUGAACUAUAAUGAAUUCAUCGUCUAUAAUACUCAGCAAAUUAAAAUGAAAUAUCUUUUACAAGUUAAAUUCAAGUUUUAAAUGAGUCCGUGAUAUAUUGAGGGGGAAGAAGUUACAAUGAUACCAAAUGUUAACUUCUGUUGUUAGAACAAGUGAAUUAUUGGACAAAUGUAGUGAUAAGUCUCAGUAUUGUGCUUGACAAUUUUAUAGAUGAACUGUGUGGUGAACAAUUUUAAUGUAGCCUCCUUGUUUUAUUGAUAAUACCAUGUUGACAUUGAAUAGGUUAGAUGUUUAUAUAAAUUUGAUCUAGAUGUGUGGAUAAAUAUGUUGCAAGGCUAACUUUGGCAUCAUUGACAAAGGGAGAGAGGCUAUUUUCAAUAUGGUUGAAAUGGAAAUUGAUAUGUUCAUGUCUGGAUUUAGUCUGGUAAAUAGUUAGACGUCUUGAAAUAAUAUUUUAAUUUUUCAGAUGUCAUAAUUAUUUGCACUAGUCUGGAUUAGAAUCUUAGAUUCAUGAAUUUUCUGGUUAAUAAAUUUACAGAUUAUUCUGUUCUAUUGUUUUUGUCUUAAUAGGUUAAAAUCCUGCAUUAUUAUGAAGAAAAUGUAUUGUAAACAAAAAAAGAUUGUAUUUUGUUGAUAUUUUAAACCAAAAUAAUAUUUGUUUCACCUCAUACAUUGUAGUUGAAAGACAAUCAUGGAAAAAAAAUUAAUUGAGAAACACCUUUUAUUGCUAAGAUUUCAAUAAAAAUUGUUAUAUAGGUAUAAUGUAUCAUUUCAAAUUGAUUCCAGGUGUAUUCUGCCAAUUUCCAAAUAGACGUCAAUAUACAUUAAAGAAAUUCGACGUCUAGAGCAUGAUAUCCCAAAUUAAUUCUUACUCGUCAGUCACUGUUUUACAAAAUGGUCAUCAAAAUACUUAAACAUUUUGAGUACUUGGAUUUCAAUGAAUUGGAUAUCUAGGUAGAAUAUUAGAAAAUGAUAUCAUGAACUAAUCUCUAGUGUCCUUGUUGACAUGUAAAUUAUUCUUGUGUCAUUUUUAUCAAUAGCAUGUUUCAUCAAAUUUAACGAUUAAUAUUGUUUUGCUUAUACUGAAAUGUUAUGAACUUAUCACAUGUUGUAAAAUCAUACAUCAUUCAUUGUUUUUGUAUACUGUUCUGUUAAGUUCUGUAGUUGUUAGAUUUGAAACCUCUUAGAAUAAAAGAUUUAAAUUUU